Messenger RNA from Patella vulgata (common limpet), 8309 nucleotides. RefSeq lists its product as uncharacterized. The record is from RefSeq and is a predicted model, not a curated record. The transcript is spliced from 5 exons. Bases 154 to 2535 code for a protein of 793 amino acids. Lineage: Eukaryota; Metazoa; Mollusca; Gastropoda; Patellidae.
CGCAUAUAAUAAGCUGCCGAUACACGGCUACCUAAAUUGAAGACGAUUAUUUAUUUGAUAAAAUUAAUGAUAAUAUUUGUAUUUUGAAAUUGACAAUGAAGAUAAAACAGUAAUAGGUGAAGAUAGAAACAGACGGUGUCCAUAGAUAUCAAGAUGGCAAAGUCACCAAAAGAUAUACAUUUCAGUGUUGAUCUGAAAGAAGCAGCUGAAAAUCAACUUAAUUUUCUUCAUGAAAUAAGUUUACUACGGACACUUGAAGGAGGACCAGUAUUGAUUCAAGCAAUUCAUAGAUAUUUAAGCCUCUGGUUACCACUAGCAGCUAAACAUCCUAAUGAAAUUCUACCAGCACCACUCGACAUACAAUGGGCAUGGCAUUGCCACAUGUUAUCUCCAGUUCAGUAUGGUGAGGACUGUAUGGCAUUGGUUGGAACUGUAGUUGAUAAUAAGUUGAUGAAACCAAAUGAGAGGAAGAAGUUGUACAGCAAGACCCAAAAAUACUGGAUUGAAGCUUACCCAGAUCACCCAAUUGAAAUUGAUCUGAGCGGCGGAUAUAUUGACCCAAGAUACAAGACAGUGCCUAAAGUAUCAUAUGAUAUUGAAGCAGCUGCUGGUAGACAGAAAGUGUUCUUUUAUCAAGUUGCCCUGCCACAUUAUCGGGAUUCCAAGUUUUUGAGCAAUGCUUUGUUAAGAUACAAGAAAUAUCUUUUUCUGAAACAAAAGAAUCCAGGAGUUUUUCUUGUACCCUGUUAUGAUAUUGAUUUGAUAUGGCAUUCUCACCAACUUCAUCCAAUAGCUUACCAGAAAGAUACAAAAGCAAUCUUAGGACGAAUCUUUAAUCAUGACGAUACUGUUAAUGACAGAAAUGAGGGAUCAAAACUUUAUAAUGCUGAUCUAGAGACCAGGCAGAUUUGGAAAAACACAUUUAAUGAGAGUUUUUCGAUGUAUGGGGCCAUGUACCGAGGGGAUCCACCAAUGGGAAAACUGAAUGCCAUGGGUCCAAAUGACAUUUGGCUUGUGAGUACAAAAAUCGCAAAUGUAACUAUUGAUUCCAUCGAGCUUUCCUCUAUUCCACCAUCUGUUAAGAAGUUUAAAGUGAAAGUGUCUAUGGCAUCAAAUCGUGCAGAUAAAACUAUGGUGGCAAGCUUGAAAGGACCCAAAACAGUUUGGAAGGACAAAGAACUGUCAAAAUUUACUUUUAAUUCAAGAUACACGAAUAAUUUAAAGUUUAGGCUAGAAGAAGUUACAGGCUUCCUUUGUAUGGGGAGUAGAAUAACACUGGGUGAGAAUGUUUAUAAUUUUCUGCCAUUAGUGGAAGCCAUGAGCAGUUCCAACAGAACAUUUAAUGCAUGCAUCGGGUUGGAACAGUCAGUCAAUUUGACUUUUAACGGCACUAUUCAGCCUUCUAAACUCGGACAAUGCCUUUUGUCUCUGAAAUCUGGUGGAUACGAGAGAUGUGUGAUGCCAGAAGAUAUUGAAUCUAUGUGGGGCCCAGUUCCUUUGACUAAACUACCACCAGGAACAGAUAACGUUUGUGAAGUAGCCUCACAUCAAUUGCACAAUCACAAGAUGGAACUUUAUUUCACAGCUCGUAUUAUUCACUGCCUGCCUUUGCUACAAUCAGCUAUUCAUGUGUUUUACAAAGAAAAGAUGACAGUGGUUGGUCAUUUGGUAGGUUCAGAUCAACUUCCUCUACCCUCAUUGGUGAAAAAGCCAGAACUGUGUAUAACAUUAAAUCCAAGACUUGGUGAAAGAGCUGUUUUGUUGAAAAAUCACGCUGGUGAUUGGGGCAUAGUUAUUGGAAGAUGGUAUGGUUUUAAGAAAGGUGUUGCUGGAGUAACAGGAACCCGCGGCAAAAAAGGUGUAAGAGGGAUACCUGGAAAUCCAGGAACUCUGAAAAUCAAGUUCCUUAAAUUUCGAGAAAAUCGUUGGAAUGAGGUUAUUUUACCCUAUAAUCAGCAGUCUUUUUCUUUCCAUCUUGGACCCUUGACCCUGGACUUGAAGAGAGGACUUAUUGGUAUUGCUGGUGGUGAGAAUGAAAUUGCUGAACAUAUUGGUUUAGCGUUCAGUGUAUCAUUGUUGCAUGUUUUGUGUCAGCCAAGGCCAUCAGGAUGGAAACCUGGAACCUCAAUAAAACCAAAAACAACUAGCCGAGGAAGCAGAGCAAUUCAGCCUUGCCCUUCGGAAGAUAUGGCAUUUAUUAUGGCAGCAGGUUUUUUAAUGAGCACUCCUUCAAAUUAUCAUAUCUCUACGACCUAUGGAUUGAAUGCCUGUGCAGGUUGUGGUGGUGGUUUUGGAGGGGCUGUUGGUGAUGUGUCUGGUGUGGAUUGUGGAGAUGGUGGUGUUGAGGGUGCUGGUGUGGAUUCUUGUGGAGAGAUUGGUGAUGUAGGGGGUGGUGAUGGAGGUGGAGGUGCUGCAGGUGGCUGCGGUGGUUGCGGUGGUUGUGGUGGCUGUGGUGGUGGUUGCGGUGGUGGUUGCGGUGGUGGAUGUGGAGGUGGUUGCGGGGGUGGUUGCGGUGGUGGUUGUGGUGGUGGAUGAGUUCACAAUGUACUCAACAGACAUUGAAAAUAUAUUUCAUAUUUUUUACAUCAUGAAGCAAUUUGGACUAAUUUGCAUACCAAAAUCUGGAAACACUGUUUAUGUACAAUCAAGGACAUUCAGAGUGAACUUAACAAAACAACUUUACCCAUAGACAAUCCAUGCAGUGUUCUGAUGAAUGGUAGUCAAAAUCUAUACCUCCUGAAAAGUAUCAGCUAUUCUGGAUUAUUUUUUUUAGAAUAAUACACAUUAUCUGUAGUUAACAACAUAUUAACAUUAUCUGUAGUUAACAACAUAUUACAUGUACAUCCAUUUCAGAAUAAUAUUUAACAGGUGAUUACCUUAAUUAUAUGGAGCAAUUAAUAUUUUUAUACGCCCAUAUUUUCAUGUUUUACGUAUAUUGUCGUCGGCCCUGUCCGUCCGUCUGUCCACAAUUUGUUUGUGGACACUCUACAGGUCACAAUUUUUAUUCGAUUUUGACGAAACUUAAGAUAAACUUAAGAUCUCCCAAAGCUCUUGGUUCCUUUCGAUAUUGGGAUAUAUCGGACCAUAACUUCAUGGAUUAUGGCCCCUGAUUGUAUGAAAAAUCACAUUUUUAGCUUGUGGACACUCUGAAUUAUGGUCCUUGAUUGUACGAAAUAUCGUGUUUUUAGCUUGAAGUUCCUCAAGAUGUCACAAUUUUUAUCUGAUUGAAAAUAACGUUUGAAUAUUUCACUGUUACGCCCUAAUGCUGGCUGAGUUUGAAUUUCAUGAAAAUCGGACCAAAACUGCCAGACAAAAUGGCCGCCCUCAUACGCAAAUAGUGUAAAUAUAUGGUAUAUCAAGGUUGUGGACCCUUUAGAAGUCACAAUGUUGAUCCCAUUUUGAUGAAACUUGAAAAAUAUCUUAAUAACCCAAAGAUCUUGGGUCUUGUCGAUAUUCACACAUAUCGGAUCGUGACUUCCUGAACUAUGGCCCUUGAUUGUAUGAAAAAUCGCUUUUUGUUUAGCCUGUUCUCUAUCCAUCUCUUUCAAAAUGUGGGCGUAUCUUGCAUUGCAACCACAUGUUAUGUUUCUUAUAGUAUGUUAUAUACAUGUACAUGUAAAUCACAUACUUUAUAAUUUCUUAAAUGACUAGACCUCUUUAAUCUUUUAACACUAAAACUGUCGAUUUCAUUGGAUUUUAUGUGUUGAUUUGCUUUGAGGGAUGACAACCUGUUUUUAAUCCAAAUUUUGCAACCAUGGAUAAAGCCAAAGUUGAGAGGUAAUAAAUUACAUGUUCCCUGUCAACACAGUAAGACACAAAAAUGGAAUUAAAAUUAGUGAACAAGCCAACUUCAUCUUAGUUUUUCAAAACAAAAUUUUAAUAGUGUAAAGCAUGUCCAAUCCCUAAAUGAAUAACAGAUCAAUCAACACAAUUCAAUACUUUAUUUUGACAGAUAUCAAUGAGAUCAUGUUUAAUGGAUCAAUAUGCCUGUGCCUCAUAAAUGCUAUUUUUAAGAGAUAAACAUGUAAAACUACAUUUUGUAAAGUACAGAUUAUAUUUUCUUAACUUUUGUAAAUUACCAGGUAUUCAAUAUGUUACUGUUAAUGCCACAUUAUUAUUUUACAUUAAAGAUGUUUUAUUAAUUGACCUGUUCAUAAUGUGGUGUUAUGUAUAAAUUGUAAAUUACCAGGUAUUCAGUAUGUCACUGUUAAUGCCACAUUAUUAUUUUACAUUAAAGAUGUUUUAUUAAACAUGCAUUAUGCAAGAGCUAAAUCUGAUUAUUGCAAGUCUUAAUUUAGGCUUCAGAUGUUAUAGAAAUUAUUAAUUAGAUCUUUAUUUAAACAACAAGACCAAAAUCAACUCUGUAGACCCACGGAUGGCUCGGCUACAGCUCGGAUUUAAAUAGGAUUUCACUAAUUGAUUAAAUCAGAUAAGGGGUAACCUGAUGAAAAUACGUCUGUUAGAUCGAGGCUAAAUGAUAGAGUGUACUUAGCGAGGCCGCUGUAAAGCGUUUCCGUAUGCCAUUGAAAACUUUACUUGAUAAUCGAGAUAUGUAGGUGGAGUUAACGCCUGUCAAUCAAACGAUCAGCGAAGGUGAAUACACAAUUCGCUACCAUUUCUAGGCAAAUAUUACAACGAUGAUAACUAUGUUCAGAAUAAAGUAAUUUGACUGAAUUUUUCAAUAUAUUCUUCUUUCAUCAUCUACUUUUGAACUGUUAUAGCAAGAAUGGCCAACUCUUUAUAAAAAUCUCCCAUAAUGUAUCUUUAAUUGACCUGUUCAUAAUAUGAUGUUAUGUAUAAAUUUCCUAACUUGUUUUUUAUGGUAACAUCAGCAAUGGCCAAUAUUGAUUGAAGAUUCUACUAACUUUAGUUAAUGUCUAAUCUCGAAAAUUGAUGAACAGGGCCUGUAUUCAGUUAAUUGCCUUGAACUUAGGCAGAGGGUCAAUGGAACCGAAUUUCGUAAUUUUCGACUAUCCCAUGAAUUGGACUGUUGACAAUAAAAUUAGAAUAACAAAAUUCAAGGAUAUCUUUAAUAUAUUACACAAUUAUGUUGAUACAUGUAUGACAAUCUGCACAUCUAAAGCUACAUCGGGCUCUUCCUUUCUAGAAAGAGUAAUGGUAGUCUCGGACUGCAUAAAACUGGUACCAGAUGAAUUGAAACCUGAUGCGGGCCUUUAAUUUUAUUGAAAGUGGUUUUUUUUUUAUCAUCAUGCAGAACCCUUACCAAUGUAUUUUUAUUCUUAUUUGACACUUGGACUAAUAUGUUUAAAUUAGUUUUAGUUUUAUUUUGUGAGGUUCACAGCCUAUUAAUUUAUCCAGAUGGUUUGGUGUGUACCAGAAUUUUAUUUUUUACAUCUUGUUUUUUACAUUUUUAUAUAGUUUAUUGACAAUAAUUGUGUCAGAUUUCAAAAUAUUUAUUCUACACUUUUUACUAUUUAUAUUUUACUUUUUUUAUAUACAUGUAGAGUCUGGGUAUAGACACAUCAUUUGUGGGAAUUAUAGUUGCUUUUAAGUGCACAAUUUUGUAAUAUGAUUUGAAAUAGUUAAUAAUUAUGUGUUCUACUAUCUUCUCAUCACUGCAUGUGUAGUUUUAUAUUAUGUUAUAGUAUUUUUUAUUCAAAGUUUAACUAAAUGCCGUGCUACAGACAAUUACGCCCACAGAUUCUGAAAAUUGGGUCAUACUGCACUCAAAUGUUCAGAAGAGCUGUACAAGUAACAAUAAGAUAAUUAAAUAUAUCAAUAUCUAUAAAACUGGAAUCAUUUGUAAUAUAAUUGUAUAAUAGUUAAAAUAAAAUAAACUUCAGAUGAAAGCGUUAAUAAAGAUGGUUAACAUUCAUACACUUUUAAAAAUAAAUGUGUGAAGGAUUCAACUGAGGGACUGCUUGUAAUAGCAAUUGGGAGUUUAUUCCAAGUACACUAAGGAUAGACAGGGGCAAUAUUAUUAAAACAUUUGUAUGUAAAUAAUAAAAUCUUAAAAUCUAUGCAUAAAUAAUAGGUGAACAUUUAUGUCAUAGAGUGCAAGUGUAAUAUGUUCAUGUGUUUUAGUAACAGUUAUAUGGCAGACUGCAAAAUUUUACACUCUCUGAUAUUUACCAAUAAGUUUAGGAGUAGGGCAGCUAAAAGUGAAUUCAAAUUGUCAAGUUUUGAGGUAAGAUAAAUGCGUGCAUGUGUUUUGGUAGCAGGGGGUUCACCUUUUGUCAAAUGUGAAAACUUUUAAAGUCUCAAUGCUGGAUAGAAAAUGAUUAAAAAUGUGAAAGUAAAUACAUUGCAUGACAAAGCAAAAUAUCAAACUUCUAACCAUCGAGUCUUUUGAAAGUUAGAGCCGAUUAAAUUUAAUAAUAAGUGUCCAUGUUAAAAAUAUUGAUAUAUUUUUUUUAAAAAUGUGGCUACGUAUCCGGAGCACGGCAUCAUGAAAUCGUGUACUGAUAUUUUAUUUGUGAUUUUUGCUCAAUGUUUUAUAUGUCCACAUUUUAUAAGUUAGUUGUUGUCCCUUGUUAUGUACUUUUAUUUCUUUCAUUGUAUUUAUUGGAUUUUCUUGUUUUAUAAGAUUAUUAACCUUUUGAUAUUCAAAAGUACUAUGUUAACAAUUGCUCUUACAAAUACAUUUUUUAUUGGGGGUAGGAAAACAAAUCAUCAUGGAUGUAACAUUCAUUUCCUGGCAACUUUAACUUAAUAUAUGUGGCAUUUUUUUCAUCAGUUACACUUUAAAGCUGGGGACUAUCAAAAUGGGUCUGUCUGUCUGUCCAUUACACUUUUGGGACACAAUAACUCUCCUUCUAAUAGAGCUAGAAUGUUCAAACUUGAUGUAGGUAUUUAUUAGGUGAAUGCCUUGCUGGAGUAUAUUUUCUGCUUAGGCUAAGCAGAGAUAAGCAAUUUGAUUGGUUGAUCCUGUGGGACAUGAUAACUUUGGUGCUAAUUAAGUGAGAGUGAUGAAACAUAGUUUCAUUAUAUCAAUACCUUGACUAUUUCGAUAAUGAGCUUCAUAACUUUUAUUCUAAUUGAGUGGUGAAACAGUGUUCGAUUAUGCAUGUGUCAUCUGAUUAUUUUGGGAUUGUGACUUGUUUCUAUAAAGUAUAGACAACAAAUUUUAAUUUACAUAUGGACUUCAUGGGUAAUCUCUGUGUUGUCUGUUUUAGGUCAACAUUUUUUUAUAAUUUCUUUAUAUUUUAAUUUUUAAUUUUUCAUUCCCAUAUCCCUCUCCAUUGGUUCACCCCUUCGCCUGUCAGUUCAAAAUGCCUUGUUGACAUCUAGAAAACAACAAUAUUAUUAUCCAAUUAGGCGACAAUAUCUAUCAUCCAGUGGUUUUAAAUUCAUCAUGUGAUUUUAUGUCCCUUUACAACAAAGUCUUGACACUCUGUAGACUGCAAUUAUCAUCAUUUCAAUAUUUAUAUAGGUUGUCUAGUUAUACAAGAGAGAGACCUUUAUUGAUAUCAACCAUUCCCCAUGAUAACGAGAUCCUGUCAGCACUAUGAAUGCCACAAUUAGCAUUCAGUCUUUUUGAAUCUUAAUUGUUGUAGGCCUAACAUGAAGAAGCCUUCGGUUUUUAUCAAUAUCUGACACAAUCAGAUUAAUACACAGAUAUUAUAUCGUUUCGUUUUUUAUAGUUCAAAAUUUUGUUUUACUUGUCUUUACUACACCAGGAUCCGGAAGAGUUGUUAUAUAACCCACGUUCUGGAUGAUGUGAGGGAUUAGCCAAUGAAACGGCCUAUUACGUGAGUUCUUGGCGUGGGGUGCACUUAACUGUGCGUAACCCGCUAGAAACAUCAACACUGAUUGGUUAAUCAAAUGUAUGAUGUCUUAGGGUCAAAAGCCACUCGUAUGACCUCUGAUGCGACGUCCCGCUACAACUGGUCAGAUCUUCAUGUAGUAGAGACCAUUGAAAGUAUAAAAAAACGAAACGAAAUAUUUAUUUGUACUUUAAUCAAAUUGUAUCGGACAUUUACCUUUUUUCUGUAAGAGUCCGCAUUGAACUCUACAUCUUAUCCAAUAUUUAUGAAUGUAUCUCAUAAUGAAACUGCAAUGUUCCAUUUGUGGGUGUACUUCAUAUUCUUGUGGGUAGGUGCUUUGUUGACGCACAACCUAUGUUUAAAUAUUGAAUCUAUGCUUGUGGGGUGUGUUUCAUUUCCUGGCAACCUACAUUUAAAUAUUUUUAUAUAUAAAAAUCAGAUAUUUUAUGAAAGAUAUGAUAACACUAAAGGCAAUAAUUGUAUGUAAAUUAAACUGCAUAAUUUUUGUGUAGCUUGAUAAUAGUUUCUUUCAUAUUAUAGAUUAAAAAGUGUGUUUAAAAUAAUAAAAAAAUUCACACAGCC